Macadamia integrifolia is the source of this 2686-nucleotide messenger RNA. Its product is annotated as NAC domain-containing protein 7-like. The record is from RefSeq and is a predicted model, not a curated record. Gene Ontology annotation, biological process: regulation of DNA-templated transcription. The transcript has 5 exons. NCBI's taxonomy places the organism in Eukaryota, Viridiplantae, Streptophyta, Magnoliopsida, Proteales, Proteaceae. Gene Ontology annotation, molecular function: DNA binding. The coding region runs from base 1194 to 2321 and encodes 375 amino acids.
CGUGCCGUUAGAUCUGCUGACGUUCACCGUUUGGGAUUCUUCUGUGGAGAGAAGAGCCCGUAACACACACUCUCUCUCUCUCUCUCUAAGAAACCGGAGAGGCUGGGGAAGGAGAGGCUGAGAAAGAAAGGAGUGGGUCUCUAUCAGUGGCGGGUGGCGGGUGGCGGUGGAGGUUGCCACUACGCAGGAACUUCUCUCUCUAUAUCUUGCCUUUGCUCAUUUUCCACCUCCCUUCUUUCCCGCCCAAAAACUUUUCCUGCAAUUCAGCUUUCUCUCUCUCUCUCUAUCAUCAUCAUCAUCAUCAUCAACUCCUCAGAUAAGUAGAGGGAGACAAUGAGAUAAGUGAGAGAUAAUGGAUAAUUAGGGUUAGUUCGUGCUAUACUCUUCCUUUCACGACAUAUAUUCCGUCUUAUUUAAACGUACCUGUUCUCCAUCCUCCCAUUCCUCAGCCCUCAGCCCUCAGCCCUCAGCCCUUCCCUCUUUAGGUUUCGUUUUUCUUUUUGGUUUCUUUCUUUCUCUUUCUUCUCUCUCAUCUUCCUCUAAAACCUCGGGAUCUGAUCCCUCUACUUCCAGUCACAGUUAUCGACGACAACUACCUCAGACAGACACUGAGAAGACAGAAGACAGGCACAGUUGUUAUCCUAUUUUUGUUUUCAAAGUACAAACUGUCUUUUUGGAGUGCAGGGUUCAACUCCCGAGGAUUUAGCUCUUCUUCUUCUUCUCCUUCUCCUCCCUCUUCUUCUUCUUCUUCUUCUUUUUAGCUUUUCCUUUUCUUUUGUUGCAUCUUUUCUGUCUGGUUUCCCACCACUUUCUGUCUGGUUUACCACCGCACCACUCUUGCUGUAAAGUAUAAAGUUGGUAGGUAGUUGGAGCAUUUUCGUGAGGACUUCAUGGUUUCUAUAGAAUCUCCAUCCAUUCUCUGAUUGGAGGAACCUGAGCAAGUCGACCCAGAUCCAAGAAAGACCUUAAUUCAUCAGCACAACAUCCAAUUCAAGACCAAGGCUUGCAUAGAGGAUCAAAGGCGCCUUCUUUUCCUUCUUGGAUCUACUUCAAAUGAUGGACAUUUGAUCUGAUUGUUUCUCUUUUCUUCAUGAAUGAAGACUGAGAUACUGUGAUACAGAAAGAAUCAUCUAAGAAAUUACAUUUAAGGUCUCCCAACAUUGCAUCAUUUGUCAACUUGUUCCAGACAUGACAUGGUUCAGAAACAUGGGUUCUGCACUAGCGACCAAUCUAGAUAUGGUUUGAUUCAGUGGGAGAAUAUGAAUACUUUUUCACAUGUUCCCCCAGGUUUCCGAUUCCAUCCAACAGAUGAAGAGCUUGUGGAUUACUAUCUUAGAAAAAAAAUUGCUUCGAGAAUGAUUGACCUAGAUGUCAUCAAAGAUAUUGAUCUCUAUAAGAUAGAGCCAUGGGAUCUUCAAGAAAAAUGUAAGAUUGGGACAGAAGAGCAAAAUGAGUGGUACUUUUUUAGCCAUAAAGAUAAGAAGUAUCCAACUGGAACUCGCACUAAUAGAGCCACAACAGCAGGUUUUUGGAAAGCAACUGGAAGAGACAAGGCUAUUUAUUCUAAGCAUAAUCUGAUUGGGAUGCGAAAGACCUUAGUAUUUUAUAAGGGUCGAGCACCCAAUGGACAAAAAUCAGAUUGGAUUAUGCAUGAGUAUCGACUGGAAACAAAUGAAAAUGGAAUAACUCAGGAAGAGGGCUGGGUGGUCUGUAGGGUGUUCAAGAAGAGAAUAACAACUGUGAGGAGAGUGAAUGAACAUGAGUCUCCAUGUUGGUACGAUGAACAAGUCUCAUUCAUGCCAGAAUUUGAUUCACCAAGGAGAAUUGCACAGCCUGAAAUGGCAUUCCACCACCCCUACUCCUGCAAGCAAGAGCUAGAGAUGCAGUAUCACAGGCCACAUGACCCUUUCCUCCAGCUCCCUCAAUUGGAAAGCCCAAAACUUCCACAUUCUGCAGCUAGUGCUAGUUGCAGUUCUGUGGCUGCAUAUGGUCUUGAUGUUAACCAUGGCAACACUUUGCAAUCUUCAUCAUUCUUGCAGGAAGAACAAAUGCAACACAACAUGAACUCAGUCUAUAAUAAUAACAACAAUGAGCAAGCAGUUGAUCAAGUGACUGAUUGGCGAGUUCUUGACAAGUUUGUUGCCUCUCAACUUAGCCAUGAAGAUGUUUCCAAAGAAACCAACUACUCCAACGGGACGACCAACAUCUUCAAUGUCUCUGACCACAUGAACAUCCUUGUGCGACAAUCCAAUAAGCAAGAAGUGGCAUCAGAUUACGCGUCUACAUCAACCUCCAGCGGCCAGAUUGAUCUGUGGAAGUGAUAUCUAUUACAGUUAUGCAACAAUAUAUACUGAUCCUAGGAAUUAUAGUUAAAAAGAAAGAAGCCAUGGUUUAGAUUCCUGUACAUAAUAAAACUAAAUGGUAAAACUUAGCUGCUGGGCUUCUCCUCCCCCAUUACUACUAAGAAGAUAGGUGGACUGUGCACCGAGUUUUGCUGGGACUGACUCGGUGAGUGUUGAAUUGUUUUGCCUUCUGUAGCAGUCUUGUAUGUAAUGGACUUUAUUGUGUUGUCCAUGUUCUCAAAACUGUAUGAGCUGUGGGAUCGGCUGGUGCUCGAUUCGUAGGUGUCUCUGUAUGUUCUACCUAAAAUAGAAUUAGAAUAAUAUUUUGCUUUUGUUUGUAGUAA